Plutella xylostella (diamondback moth) is the source of this 660-nucleotide messenger RNA. RefSeq lists its product as uncharacterized. Lineage: Eukaryota; Metazoa; Arthropoda; Insecta; Lepidoptera; Plutellidae. The record is from RefSeq and is a predicted model, not a curated record.
AUGGUAUUGCUGUGCCCCUCGAUCAGCGCUCUCAUGAAACUGCUGAGCAUUUGUGAGUCGUAUGCGGAAGCUCAUGGCCUCAGGUACAACGCGAAAAAGAGUGAGUUGCUUGUUUUCAAGGCUGGUACUAAAUAUUACCCUGAUAUACCUGAAGUCACUCUGAGCGGCGCUCCUCUUAAAGUCGUACCGCGAUUUAAGUACCUGGGGCACUGGGUAUCCGAGUCGCAAUCAGAUGAUUGGGACAUUGAGAGGGAGCGUAGGGCGUUGGCAGUCAGAAGUAACAUGCUGAUCCGUAGGUUUGCAAGAUGUACAAAGAGUGUAAAAAUCACAUUAUUUAGGGCCUAUUGCCAAUCCUUUUACACUUGCGCCCUGUGGAUCAGCUUUACUCAAAAGGCUUACAACGCCCUACGCGUCCAAUAUAAUAAUGCGUUCAGGAUGCUGUUGGGGCUGCCGCGGUACUGCAGCGCGUCAGGGAUGUUCGCCGAGGCACACACUGAUGGAUUUCAUGCCAUCAUGAGGAAGCGAGUAGCCUCCCUGAUGCGGCGGGUGCGUGCCAGCACCAACGGCCUCCUGACCACUAUAGCAGAGAGAGUAGACAGUCCGCUGCUACGAUCUUUGAUGUGUGCACAUGUUAUGCCGUGUAAAUGGGCGGCUAAAUAA